UUCAUUUUUUAGCGUGCUGUCCAGUUUGACCUACCUCUCUCUCGUUCUCUCACUGUGACCCUAAAAACACUCCAAAUCUUCUCUCUUUCUCCGGCGGCGAUUUACCCACAGUCUAGUUUCUCGGAUUCGAUUCCGAAACUUGCAGACCCUGCGAAAAUGAACGAAAUCUGCGAAGGGAAGGAUUUCUCCUUCCCAAAAGAAGAAGAGAAGAUUCUGAAGUUAUGGGACAACAUCAAAGCAUUCGAGAACCAGCUCAAACGAACCGAGAACAUGCCAGAAUACGUCUUCUAUGACGGUCCACCGUUUGCUACUGGCCUGCCUCAUUAUGGUCAUAUACUUGCAGGAACAAUUAAGGACAUUGUUACAAGGUACCAGUCUAUGAUUGGGCACCAUGUGACGAGGAGGUUUGGAUGGGAUUGCCAUGGGUUGCCUGUUGAAUUUGAGAUCGAUACCAAGUUGGGGAUUAAGACUAGAAAUGAUGUUAUGAAGAUGGGGAUCGAUAAGUAUAACGAGGAGUGUAGGAGUAUUGUUACGAGGUAUGUUGAGGAGUGGGAGAUUAUUGUGAAGAGGGUUGGGAGAUGGAUUGAUUUCAAGAAUGAUUAUAAGACAAUGGAUCUUAAGUACAUGGAAGGGGUUUGGUGGGUUUUCUCGCAGCUUUAUGAGAAGGGUUUGGUCUAUCGUGGUUUUAAGGUUAUGCCGUACAGUACUGGGUGCAAAACCCCGCUUUCGAACUUUGAGGCCAACUCGAACUAUAAGGACGUAUCCGACCCUGAAAUUAUGGUGUCUUUCCCAAUUAAAGAAGAUACACAUAAUGCAGCUUUUGUGGCAUGGACGACAACGCCGUGGACCCUCCCAAGCAAUCUUGCUCUUUGUGUCAAUGCAAAUUUUACCUAUGUAAAGGUACGAGAUAAGGUGUCUGGAUCAACCUAUGUUGUUGCCGAAUCUCGAUUAUCUCAGCUACCCAGCAAGAAACCAAAACCAGAUACACCAAGUGGACCAGUUCAAGAUCCAAAACAUUCAAAUUUGAAGAGCAAAAACUCAUCGAAUGGAAAAGUUAAGAAAGCGGUGGAUACUGGAUCUUAUGAGUUGCUAGAGAAAGUCACUGGUGCUUCUCUGGUGGGGAAGAAGUACGUCCCACUAUUUGAAUACUUUACAGAGUUGUCAGAUGUUGCAUUUAGAGUUGUUGCAGACAAUUAUGUCACUGAUGACAGCGGUACGGGUGUAGUUCACUGUGCUCCUGCAUUUGGUGAAGAUGAUUAUCGUGUCUGCAUUGAAAAUCAAAUAAUCAAAAAGGGAGAGAACCUAAUUGUGGCAGUUGAUGAUGAUGGCUCUUUUACUGAUAAAGUUUCUGACUUCAGGGGGAAGUAUGUCAAGGAUGCAGAUAAGGAUAUUAUUAAUGCUGUGAAGGCAAAAGGCAGGCUUGUUAAAUCUGGAAGCUUCAUGCAUUCUUAUCCUUUCUGUUGGAGAUCUGAUACUCCUCUUCUUUAUAGAGCAGUUCCAAGCUGGUUCGUUGCAGUGGAACAGUUGAAAGAUCAAUUGCUAGAGAAUAAUAAGCAAACAUACUGGGUUCCCGAUUUUGUUAAGGUUUGGUGUUUCUAUUCGCAAGCUAUCUUAAGUAGUUUUUUUGGUUGUCUACUGGUUUAUUUUCCAUCAGGUUUCUUUUAUAAUUAG
This is a messenger RNA of Macadamia integrifolia, 1671 nucleotides long. RefSeq names its product isoleucine--tRNA ligase, cytoplasmic-like. Gene Ontology annotation, molecular function: aminoacyl-tRNA deacylase activity; isoleucine-tRNA ligase activity; ATP binding. The transcript is spliced from 8 exons. The record is from RefSeq and is a predicted model, not a curated record. Gene Ontology annotation, biological process: isoleucyl-tRNA aminoacylation. Lineage: Eukaryota; Viridiplantae; Streptophyta; Magnoliopsida; Proteales; Proteaceae. Bases 157 to 1671 code for a protein of 504 amino acids.